This is a messenger RNA of Loa loa (African eye worm), 237 nucleotides long. RefSeq lists its product as hypothetical. Lineage: Eukaryota; Metazoa; Nematoda; Chromadorea; Rhabditida; Onchocercidae. The annotation marks the transcript as partial. The record is from RefSeq and is a predicted model, not a curated record. The transcript has 2 exons.
GGGUUCCCUCUUCGUCCAAUAACUUUUAUCAGAUUUGUUGUGGCAUUAAUUUCAGCUGCGGAGAUUAUCACAGAUUAUAAAGCUGAUGAGUUAUGGGAAGAUGGUCGAUUAAUAGCGACAACAAAUGUAAAAGAAUCAAUGCUGAUGAAUUGUGGCGCAGCGGAAUAUGGAAGAUCGUUUAUUUUUGAGGAGAAGCCGUUUCUGUUUAUGGAAAACUCUCUUAAUUUGAUAAAGUGA